Oncorhynchus nerka (sockeye salmon) is the source of this 6017-nucleotide messenger RNA. RefSeq names its product inactive serine protease PAMR1. The transcript is spliced from 14 exons. The record is from RefSeq and is a predicted model, not a curated record. Bases 113 to 4054 code for a protein of 1313 amino acids. Gene Ontology annotation, biological process: proteolysis. NCBI's taxonomy places the organism in Eukaryota, Metazoa, Chordata, Actinopteri, Salmoniformes, Salmonidae. Gene Ontology annotation, molecular function: serine-type endopeptidase activity.
AGGAAAGAGAGAGGGAGGGAGAAAGAGAAAGCAACAGAGGGAGAGAGAAAGAGAAAGAGUGUGAUGUCAAACCAGCUGAGCUCAGAAAGUAAACAGAGCUCCAGACUGCAGCAUGCUUUCUGCGGUACGGGGACUGCAGCUGGGGGAAAGCCACGGGGGGACCCCUACGCUCCCUCACACAGGCACCCACCACUCCCCCGGGACCCGUGGAUCUUCCCUCUUCAUCACUCUCUUCAUCCUCAUCUCCCUGUACCAGGGGCUAGCAUGGCCCUACGACUACAGGUACCUAUAUAACCAGUGUCCGGGCCCAGAGUGGAACGUCAUGUGUCGGGGCUGCUGUGAGUACGACGUGAUCCGCUGUAAGUGUCCCCUCCAAGGCACCCCCGUUGGCUACGCUGUGCCUUGCUGCCGUAACGCCCUCAACGAGUGUGACCCCUGCAUCAUCCACCCAGGUUGCAGCAUAUUUGAGAACUGUAAGCGGUGUAACAAUGGGACGUGGGGGCCCAGAGAUGAUUUCUUCGUCAAGGGGAAGUACUGUGCUGAGUGUCGACCCGGCUGGUCAGGCGGUGCCUGCUUGAAGUGUGGAGGAGUGAUCCGUAAACGUCAGGGCCACAUAGUCCUGGAGAGUUACCCCACCAACGCUCGUUGUGAGUGGACUGUUCAGGUGGACCAAGCAUUCACCAUCGAUUUCAGGUUUAUGAUGCUGAGCCUGGAGUUUGACCAUUCCUGUCGCUACGACUACAUCGAGGUGCGUGAUGGUGACAGUAUCAACUCUCGUGUGAUUGGUCGGUUCUGUGGGAACAACAGGCCUGCUCCAAUCCAGAGCUCUGGCAACUCCCUACACGUCCUGUUUGUAGCCGAUGGCUAUAAGAACUUUGACGGCUUCUUCGCCACCUUCCAAGAAAGCUCAGCAUGCAGCUCCUCCCCCUGUCUCCAUGAUGGAACCUGUAUCCUGGACACGUCCCAGUCCUACCACUGUGGCUGUCUGGCUGGCUACACUGGACAGCGGUGUGAGAAUGUUGUAGGGUGCAGGAGGCCCCCAGUACCUGUCCAUGGCUCCACAGAGGGGAUAUUCCAUCACUCAGGGGCGCGAGUCACAUUCCGCUGUGACCCUGGGUUCGAGCUGAGGGGGAUCCGCACCGCCAUCUGCCUCCAGGAUGGCACCUGGAGCACCCCUGCCCCCCAGUGUGUGCCUAUGGUGAAAUUAUGUGUCAUCCCAGCCAAGCCUGUGCAUGGAGACCACUUCCUAGUGUACGGGCCCAAUGAUAUCAUCAUAGCCCUGCAGUACCUGUGUUACCGGCCCUACAAGCUGAGCGGGACGCACCAGAGGACCUGUUUGCCCAACAACACCUGGAGCGGAACACCCCCCACAUGUGGUAAAGUGAAUAAUACACUUGCUGAACCAGGCAAAGACAAAGGAAAUGACAAAGCAAGAGAUACAGAAAAGGACAAGGAAAAGGAUGCAGAAAAAGAGAAAGACACUGACAAAGACAUUGAAAAACCCAAAGACAAAGAGAAAGACUAUAAUACAGGUAUCAAAGAGGACGUGGCUGGUAAAGAUCCAGACGCAGGCCUGAGGAACACAACAGUGGAUGGUAAAGAUCCAGACGCAGGCCUGAGGAACACAACAGUGGAUGGUAAAGAUCCAGACGCAGGCCUGAGGAACACAACAGUGGAUGGUAAAGAUCCAGACGCAGGCCUGAGGAACACAACAGUGGAUGGUAAAGAUCCAGACGCAGGCCUGAGGAACACAACAGUGGAUGGUAAAGAUCCAGACGCAGGCCUGAGGAACACAACAGUGGACGGUAAAAAAGAUGGUAAAGACAAAAACAUAGACAUUACUCUGGUUAACAUCCCAGGACGAAACGAGGAUAAAACAAGUGACAAAGAAAAAGAAACUGGGCUAGAGAAACCUUCUGGAGGUACCAAGGAUAAAGUGGACAGUAAGGAAACGGAUGACAUUGUAAACACAGUGGAGGGAGAGAGAGAAAAUGACGUGGGGAAAACCAUCGCAGACAUAGAUGGCAGUCCAGAUACUGGGGGAGACACAGACGUGAUACGGGAGAUAGGAAAGACAACAGAGAUCCCUGAGAUAGUGGUGGUGGUGGUGGAAGAUAAAGGACAGGAGGAAGAGAAGAAGAAAGAGGAUCCAGUAGAUAAAAGCAGUGAUCCAAACAUAGUUGAUCCUAAUGACUUAAAACCUAGGGGAGACACAUUUGCCAUAGAUUACACUGAGUUAAAACCUAGGGGAGACACAUUUGCCAUAGAUUACACUGAGUUAAAACCUAGGGGAGAUACAUUUGCUGUAGAGUACACUGUUACGGAUGUGUUUGGCACCAAUGACAUAGAGCAGGGUAUGAAUACAACAAUGUCUAAAGACAUUGUGAAGAUUUUUAUUCCAACUAGAAACAACAACACACAGUUCACCCCAUAUUCAUCAGGAGGUCAGGAAACUGAGAGGCUGGUGGAAAAGCCACACGAAGAUAUAGGAGCAACUAAAGAUGUAGGCUCAACUAAAGAUACAAUGGCAAGUACAAGCAAACCUGAAGAGGAAAAUACUGGAAAAGAUUCUGACAAAACAACUAAAGAGGAGUCUGAUGAUGAGAAGAGAGAAAACCAAAGCAUCAGUGAGGAGAGCUGUCCCCCUCUCCCACAGCUCUACCAUGGGUACCAGCAGGUAGUGCCAGGGCUGGUGCCAGAGACAGUGGAUUUCUUUUGUAAUCACUCCUACGCUCUGAGUGGUGACGCCAGACGCACCUGCCAGCCUGGUGGAACCUGGGGGGGCACUCAACCCCUUUGUGUGAGAGCCUGCAGAGAGUCCAAGGUCUCAGAGCUGGUCAGACAGAGAGUUCUGCCUCCACAAGCUCCAUCCAGGAAGACCCCUGUGCAGAAGCUCUACUCAUCCUCUGGGUUUGUGAAGAUGUUCCAGUCUGUCGGCCCCACCAAAGUUCCCCCAAUGCUAUCCCAGCUGCCCCAGGGGUUCCACCACCUCCACACUCACAUAGCGUACGAGUGUGCCUCUCCCUUUUACCAGCACUCAGGCAGUGCACGCCGCACCUGCCUCAAGACUGGCAAGUGGAGCGGGCGUCAUGUCUCCUGUUCACCAGUGUGUGGGAAGCACCCCACCUUUGACCCCCAGAGCCCGGCAGAGUCCCACUGGCCCUGGCUAGCCGCCAUCUACCAACGCCCCACCAACGGAGCAGGGACCAAGCUGGACAAGAAGGCCAGCCUUGCGGGGUCACUAAAGAAGGGGACUGGAGCUGAAUCAGGUGCUGGGGUUGGAUCCCAGGGGCAGGAUGAGGCCUCAGGCUGGCAGCUGGUGUGUAGCGGGGCCCUGGUGAACCAGCGGAGUGUGGUGUUGGCAGCCCACUGUGUGACUGAACUGGGGAAGCUGUACCCUCUGGAUGCAGCCACGGUCAAGGUGGUGAUGGGAAAACACUACCGCAGUGACCUCCGGGAGACCAAGGGCCUGCAGCAUCUCAGGGUGGCCUCCAUCUCUAUCCACCCCAACUACGACCCCCUGGUUCUUGACUCAGACCUGGCAGUGAUCAAGCUGCUGGACAAGGCUCGUAUCGGGGAGAAGGUCCUGCCCCUCUGCCUACCUGACAUCCAGGGGAGAGAGGUGACCUCCAGAGAAGGGUUGGUGACGGGCUGGGCCCCCCUGCCAGAUCCCCGGAUCGGGGAAGAGGAGCAGGCCAGGGUGGGUGUGCAGCACCUGGCCGACGUGGUGCCCUGCGAGCAGCAGUAUGCCCGUAAAGGGGUGCCCGUGAGCGUCACGGACAACAUGCUCUGUGGCCGCCAGCGACCCGACUACAGCCCAUCUAACAUCUGUCCCGCGGACACAGGGGGUAUCCUGAUCCUUCCUGCCCAGACAGGCUCCCCCCAGGACCCCUCUCUUGCCUCUCCAGAGGGGCAGGACACAUCCAAAGGGGAGUGGCGGCUGCUGGGGUUGGUAAGUUUCGGGUAUGACCAGGGAGAGUGUGACCCAGACCUGUUUACAGUGUACACACAUGUGGCCAACUUCAAAGACUGGAUAGAGAGCCAUAUGAAGUGACAUCACCAGGAUGUGACUCGCCCUGUAUCUCUUUUUCCUCCCUCUCUUCAACCAACAACUCCCUCUUUUGCUUCAUCAUUAUUCCCCCUCUUACUUUUAUUUGCCAACAUUUUUCUCCAUUCUCCAUUCUCAUUUUUCUCAAAUCUACCUGCUUCUUGUCAUACCCCAGCAGGGAGUGUGAUCACAAAAGAGCAGAGUAACACUGGACUGUACAGUGCUCUGAACUGACUUUAGGAGGCCCUAACACAAACGGAUCAGAUAGAGCUGCCCUCCACUCAGCACAGUACUUCAGUGUUCAGGUUUUACCUUAAAUUUGGUCUUAGACUUGAAAACGAAAACCAGUUCCCUGGGAAAAGCUGGUUUUCAUUGUAUUCUUUGAUAUGUAUAUAUAAUGUAAUGAAUUAUUACACGUGGUUCAAGGGAUGUACAUAUUGUAUAGAAGGACAUAAAUGUAAUGUUGUUUUUAAUGAUAGAUAUGUGGUUGUGUGUAAAGAAACGGGGGUCUGGUUAGAGUUGUUCAUCGAGUGUGGUUCUGUGAGCUUUCAUCCAGCAUUAAUUCAAAGGAUACCCAUGUGAUUCUACUAAAUAGAGUUGAGAGAGAGAACCUGGUGCUUGCUAUGUAAACCAGACAGCCAUUUGGCCAGGGCCAGAGAAAGCCUAUGAAUGAAUCCAGAUCAAGUAUAAGGGCUGCAAUCGAACACCUGCAAAUUGAAAUCAUUAACAAAAUAAUUGAUGUGCCUACACAGUUAAUAAUGUGUGUAUAACACAGUUAAUAAUUUAAGUGUUGACCCUCUGCAAGCAUCUAAAGAGAACAAUUGGUAAGUAAUCGAUGGAGAAAGUGUAGUGUGAACAUUUAGCCACAGGGUGGCAGAUUUAAAACGUCAAUUUAUAUGGAUUUAUGUGGAGGGAUGCUCUGGUAUUGGUAUUUUGGUAUUUUAUUAGGAUCCCCAUUAGCUGUUGCAAUAGCAGCAGCAACUCUUCCUGGGGUCCACACAAAACAUGAAACAUGACAUAAUACAGAAGAUGAAUAGACAGCUCCAGGACAGAACUACAUCAAUUUAAAAAAGGCAUAUCAAUGCAUACACACAAACUAUCUAAGUCAAAUAUAGGAAACAGGCUCAGCCCAAAUCUCACAACCAGAGGGAUUGGGUAUUCAUACACACCAAAAUGGUACUAACUCCACUUUCUCUCUUACAAUGUCCACAACAUCUACAAAAAAUGAAGUCAGAACAAGCCCACAAGCCCAGCACAGUUUUUGAUCAGCUUGUACUUAUCAGGACCAUAUUUGUGUGAUAUGUGUGAUGUACUGUAAGUGUGUGUGUCCAUUGUUCUCUGCUAUACAUUGCAGCACAUCUACCGUAGCCCACCUUGCUCUUUCUUCUCACACGCGCGCACACACACACAGAGACACGCAGACACACACACAUGCAGACACACACACACACACACACACACAGUGUCUGAAAGAUGAACAGAUGAAGGGGUAUUUCUACCACAUUGGGGGAACUGCUGUGUCUGCGAUUGUGUUAUAGGCGCUUGGGUUAUGAGUCAUGAUGAUUCUGGGAAGGAGAAUGAGCUGGUGUUACUGGUGAUGCUUAGGCUGGGGUGCCAUCAUUGUGAUAGCACUUCAAAGCUUAUGAAGAGUAAACAACCAAUCAUUGCAUAUACUGUUUGUGAUUCAAAUACAAUAGUGGCCUCAUGGCAAUGUGAAAUGGAAAAUGGCAGUGAGAUGUCCAUCUUUCAUUGUACAGGAAUAGGAAGCAUCUUGGGAGGUGUUUCAACGACAUCUACAAGAUUGCCUUAGCAAGCUGAGAGACAUCACAUUGUAGAAAAUCUGCUCUUGGCAACAAUUACAAUCUGACCAUAGCCGUCCCUUGGACACUCACUGCCCUGGUAGGAAUAGUCUGUACAAAGGAUACGUGGAGGGAGAUCGAAGUUCAAUAAAAUCUUUUGAUGGAUGUCA